Caenorhabditis auriculariae is the source of this 4449-nucleotide messenger RNA. The record is from the annotation of a GenBank genome assembly. Lineage: Eukaryota; Metazoa; Nematoda; Chromadorea; Rhabditida; Rhabditidae.
AUGGAUGCCUUGCAAUUACUUCAUUCAAUUUGCGAUCAAUACAAGGUAUGAUUAGCUUUUUGAAGAGUUUUUUCACCGAGAAAAUCAGACGGAAGCGGAACGGUUUUAUAUGAACUCUCGUCGGCUUUCAGCAAAAUACAGCUUCAAAGAGUUGUCGAAGCGGAUAUUCGAUUCGCUACCUUUGGAUGCUGUGAGUCAUAGAAAAUCGAUGAAUCGGGAGGUUGAGGCUACAGUUUCAUUUGUAACACUGAAAACAAGAUUUUUUUGAUAUCAUAUUUUUUCAUGAAAUUUGUUUGUUUUUGAGUUGGCUUCCACCAACCGAUUCAUCUAAAAGCAGACUAAUCUCGAAAAAUUGAUAUUUUAAGUUUCCUUCUAUUUAUAUCGAAUUGUUUGAUAUGAUUUCUCACAUGGGAUAUGGCGUGAUUCAAGUUGCACGCCAAGAUCACGUCUUUGCAAUGCCCAUUUCAUUGCUUCUGGUCAAUGUUUGCCUCGAUUUUCGAUUUUUUCGAAAUUUUAAUGGCUUAGUUGAUUAUCUCUUACCAACUUCCAACUGCUCACAACGAAUUGGUCCAACCAGAUGUAGGCAGCAAUGAAGGCAAUGAAGACCAAAAGGAUACCAAAUCUCGAAGGAAGCGACGAAGCAACAACAAAAAGCCAAUUGUUCGUUUCCCUCUCAAACUUUCAAGUUUUUUGGCAACCUUUCAGACUCGUAAGGUAAUGAUGGCGCCACGUGUCACCUUCGAUUUGAAUGUCUCUGUCGAGCUCAUGAAGCGUUUUCUACCAGUUAAAAUCAGCGCCGAGGUCGGUUUAUUUUCGUACCAUUUUCAGUGUUUAGCUCACAUUUUGAGUUUCAAUGGAUAAAAUUGGUAAAAUAGGCUUUUUUUGAAAAACUCGCUUGGUGACCUGCUUUAAAUGCCGCACCACUUCGACAGGGUGAAUCAUUUCAUGAGGCGAAUUGAAAAUAAUGAGGGAAAGUUCUAUUCUCCAAAGAUGAACCGAUUUCAGUCGAAACUUUGGAAGCAGAUUCGCUAUGUUUUGGUACCAUCAGGAAAUCAGGCGACUUUAAAAGUUUUGGCGGAAGUCGUUUGUGAUUCCAUCAAAGAGGGUACGAUAAGGUGAUACGGUUGUAGGAUUCUGAAAAAUAAAUUUGUGCGCAGCUUCUCCGCUCUGGUUUUUUGCAUGCAAGACCCUGUGAUUUCUCCGCACAUCGAGAGACCUGACGUCAUUCUUUUUGCCCUGUACAUCGGUCCAUUAUCCGCAAAUACUGUCGAGGUACAUUUUCUUGGUUUUCUAAAAACUAUGGGAGAUCACAGCAAUUUGCAAUGAAUCGAAGCGAAGAGUUUCGUGCAAGAUGCCGUGAAGUACUGCGAAGUGCGGUUCAAGCCCAACGAGAUCCUCUCUCCUUCAAGUUGUUUUUUUCUCAGCUUCACUGACGUUUAAAACUUUGUUUUCAGAGUGGCAACGCCAAACAACUUGUAUCCUGGGCAUUUGGAGCGUCGGUCUUACCGAGAUUUCGCGGCUGACACGACACGGCUGCUUAGAGACUUGAAUGGAGGUGCCUAAUGUCUUAUUUCGGAAUGAAAAGCGAAGGUUUCAAGAGUUCCAAGGCGAGAAGGAAAUCCAUGUUGGCUGGGCCUGUGCCGCGCUUCAAAAGUACGGACGACGAACCUACGUGGAUAUGGUCAGCAGAGCUAUUUUCUUGAAUUUUUUUUUUCGAAACAAAUGGUAGUUUAAAUCAGAACGAGGGGCAAGUUUCCGACUUAUGACUCCUUGAAGUUGAUCUUCAAUAAUAUAAAAUAAGCUCGUUCAAUGUAUGGACACUCAACGCUUUGAAAGCGGGACAAUCAAAUGUCCACCUUUGAACUUUGAGUUUAAAAAAUCAUAUUUUGGCUUUAGGUCUCUUAAAUUCAUGUUUCAUGUACCAAACAAUUAAUAAUUGUGUGCUGGAUAUUCCUUGAAAAACAUUGCUCUCAAAAAACCUCAAGGAAAUGCUCAAAUUAAGGAAAACUUUAACUUUAAGGUGUAAAACAGAGAAGAUUUCGUUUUACAUGAUCAUUUCUAUCGAAAUCUAAAAAAAGUGUUUUUUUUUUCUUGAAAAUAAGUUCUUCCUGUAUUAGAGGACUAGGAGUAAAUAAUGAAUCAUUCAGACGUGGCAACAUGAAAAUUUCUACGACCUCAUUUGGACAAUACUAGCCCAGAGACCGUCAUUGAAGAGGUUCGAUAUCCUUAUUUCUUCACAGCAGCUUCAGGAACUUAGAGGUGUAUGAAAGAGUGCUUUUUUAAAAUUUGAUCCGUGGCGCUCGAAAGGACGGUCUUAUUGUCAGAUAAAAAUAAUCAAUUUUUUUUAUUAAAAUAUUUUUCUUGACUUCUGGAUUCAGAUACGUUUGCGAUUUGCUCGAAAAAAAAUUCAAUGACCUCGCAGCGGCAAAUUUUUGGCGCCGAAUGCGUCCUCAUCAAAUGGAUUUCAUCAAGAUCCACAACAAGUUCCCCUCAUCAUCUUUUCGAUGUAUUUGAAAUUCCAAUUUUCAGAAACAUCGCUAUGAUAAACCCUUUGGACGACUGUGAUGGCUUCUUGAAUUUUCCGAAAGAAGUGCAGGUUUCGACCUCCGCUGUUGUUGACAACUAAAUCUGGAACAACGCAGAAAAUCGAAAUGGUUUCAACCGACUCCGAUUUGGAAAGACUUCAUCAUUUGAUUGUGACGCGGGCUGAAUCGGAAAAUACGCUUCUAGUGGGGCUUGAUGCCGAAUGGAGCUCAUAUGUUUCUUAUAGCAGGUUUAGCUAUAUUUUUUGUGAUCGAAAUUAUUUUUGAUUCAUUCAGCAUGAUUUAAGAUUUUUUUUUCAACUGUUUUUUUGAGUAAAAAGAAAUUACAGUGCUUCUAUUUUGCAAAUGGCUCUCCGAGAUAGCGUCUUCAUCAUCGAUAUAGAGUCUCGAUUUAUUUCGCAUACCAACUUGAAGUAUUUCCUCACGAUGCUUUUCGAGAACAAAAACAUUUUGAAAAUUGGUAAGGUGAAAAGGAGUAUUUAAAGUAUUUUGAUGUUCAAGGUUUUCAAUUCGGCGAGGAUUUGCACCAACUGAGAUGCGCAUUGCGUUCGUGUCCAGUUUUGUAUCACCCGGAACGGGUCGUUUGCAUAGGGCGAAUCAUCACUGAGGUCUCUUCCGAUUAGAGUUUUCUAUAUUUGACUUGUCUCAGUUGCUCGAAAAACUGGAAACUGAAGAUGUUGUGCUGCGCCAGAAGCUUUUGCCGUUCAUGGAUGUCGAUCUGAAGGGUGUCGAAGUUGCUGCCCGUGAUGUUGCUACGGAAAACGUUCUGGAGGGCGAAGGUAAACGCAAAUUUCUUCUCAAAGUUGAUAAAGCUUAAAGAUUGUUUCUAGGUGUAGACCUUGAUCUCAGCAUUUUGUCAGAAGACGCGGAAGAAUCGAAAGAAGACGGUGAAAACAAUUCAAAGGUCAGGUUUCACUGAAAACUUCAGGCGGAAAUUGGAAGAAGUUAUACAUGCGUAAAGACAAAUAUGAACUACUCGGCUAUGUUCGAAUUUUCCACAUCUUAAUUCAAUAUUUAAAAGAAAUAAAUUGAAAUUUAAGGGUCCAAGUAACGAUCUUCCACAGCCGUUUAUGAACAAAGGCUUAGCGGUUAUUUGCGAGAAAAUGCUGGGAAAGCCACUCGACAAAACGGAGCAGUGCUCUGUUUGGAAUCGUCGACCUUUACGCCCGUUGCAAGUGAAUAAUCUGUCGUUUCUGGAUUAUCCGUAGAGCGGAUUCCAACCGUAGCAAUCACAUGUUGUGGAUAUUUUGUCUGCAUCAGUUCAAGUGUGCGAUGUGAGCAUCGAAGAUAUUUUUCAAAAUUCGGUCGUAGGUAGUCACAGGUAUGAGUAUUCAAAAACACGAAGAAUUAUCUGCUAUGCGCCAUAGGGUACUGGGAGAUAGCUUGUCGAAAAUUUAUAGAAAAAGCUCAAAAACAAAUUAUCUUCAAGUUUUUGUGGAAAAAGUUUCUUUCUCGUGUUUCUUAUGAUAUAGUGAAUAACAUUAGACGUUUUAAAAAUUGAAAAACCGGAGAAAACUAGUUUUUGAGCUUGUCCUGACAUUUUCGACGGGCUCAAUCUCAGUGCCCCAUAGCACUUAGCAGACGUUUCUUUUUAUUUUCGAAUACUCAUACCUAAAACUAUCUACCACAGAAGUUUGCACCUGAUCUGCAAUGCUCACCUCCCACACUUUCCUUUUCAGCUGAUUUUUUGUCAUAGCUAUCAUGUCCAACUGCAGUUGCUCCGAAUUCCAAUUCCGAAUUGAUUUCCCAGAUGAGGUACGCGGCGAUGGAUGCCUACUGCAUGCUGAUGUUGUUCGACGAGUGCGAGAGACUGGCUCGUGGACUAAAAGUCGACUUCUGCGCUUUGAUCGACAAGCAGCCGCCCAUUCGAGUUUCCUUGCCACUUUUGAGUGGCGGACCGCUGUGA